Messenger RNA from Pipistrellus kuhlii (Kuhl's pipistrelle), 4034 nucleotides. RefSeq names its product EMAP like 1 (gene EML1). Gene Ontology annotation, molecular function: microtubule binding. Lineage: Eukaryota; Metazoa; Chordata; Mammalia; Chiroptera; Vespertilionidae. Gene Ontology annotation, biological process: microtubule cytoskeleton organization. The record is from RefSeq and is a predicted model, not a curated record. Gene Ontology annotation, cellular component: mitotic spindle. The transcript has 23 exons.
CAGCGGCCGCCACAGCAGGGCCGCCCAGCGCAGCGCCGGCCGCGGCUCGGGCGGCGCCGUGUGGGGCGAGCGGCUUUGGCGGCGGCGGCGCGGCCGGGCCGGGGGACGGGCGCUGCCCGGCGGCCUCAGCAUGGAGGACGGCUUCUCGAGCUACAGCAGCCUGUACGACACGUCCUCGCUGCUCCAGUUCUGCAACGAUGACAGCGCCUCGGCGGCGAGCAGCAUGGAGGUGACGGACCGCAUCGCCUCCCUGGAGCAGCGGGUGCAGAUGCAGGAGGACGACAUCCAGCUGCUGAAGUCGGCGCUGGCGGAUGUGGUGCGGCGGCUGAACAUCGCCGAGGAGCAGCAGGCCGUGCUCAGCCGGAAAGGACCUACCAAAGCAAGACCCCUGGUGCAGACCUUGCCUCUAAGAACCACCGUCAACAACGGAACCGUGUUACCAAAGAAGCCUAGUGGCUCUCUGCCGUCCCCCUCCGGGACCAGGAAAGAAACUGCUAUGCCGGCAAUAACCAAAAGCACCAUCAAGAGGACCAGCUCUUCGGAACGCGUGUCCCCCGGCAGCCGGAGGGAAAGCUACGGGGACUCCAAAGGCAACCGCAACCGCACGGGCUCCACCAGCAGCUCCUCCAGCGGCAAGAAGAACAGCGAAAGCAAACCCAAGGAGCCCGUCUUCAGCGCGGCCCUUCUGUCUCUGUCUCCGAAAUCCCAAGGGAAGCGCCGGGUGACGCACUGCCAAGAGGAGGGCUACGUGAAGAUGUUCCUGCGCGGCCGCCCGGUCACCAUGUACAUGCCCCGGGACCAGGUGGAGUCCUACAACCUGGAAGCCAAGGUGGACCUUCCGACCAAGAGGCUCAAGCUGGAGUGGGUCUACGGGUACAGGGGCCGGGACUGUCGGAACAACCUGUACCUGCUCCCGACGGGCGAGACGGUGUACUUCAUCGCGUCCGUGGUGGUGCUGUACAACGUGGAGGAGCAGCUGCAGAGGCACUACGCCGGCCACAACGACGAUGUCAAGUGCCUAGCAGUUCAUCCGGAUAAGAUUACAAUAGCAACAGGACAAGUCGCGGGCACGUCCAAGGAUGGGAAGUGACUGACUUUGUGGUUUUUCCUCAACAGCAAUUGCCCCCCCCACGUGCGCAUCUGGGACUCUGUGACGCUGAACACCCUGCACGUCAUCGGGACCGGGUUUUUCGACCGAGCCGUCACCUGCAUCGCGUUCUCUAAGUCCAACGGAGGCAGCAACCUGUGCGCCGUGGACGACUCCAAUGACCACGUGCUGUCGGUGUGGGACUGGCAGCGGGAGGAGCGGCUGGCGGACGUCAAGUGCUCUAACGAAGCCGUGUUUGCCGUGGACUUCCACCCCACGGACACCAACAUCAUCGUCACCUGCGGAAAGUCACACCUCUACUUCUGGACGCUGGAAGGCAACUGCCUCAUUAAGAAGCAAGGACUGUUCGAGAAGCAAGAGAAGCCAAAGUUCGUCCUCUGUGUGACGUUUUCUGAAAACGGCGACACCAUUACCGGAGACUCGAGCGGCAACAUCCUGGUCUGGGGGAAAGGUACGAAUCGAAUAAGCUAUGCCAUUCAAGGGGCCCACGAGGGUGGUAUUUUUGCACUUUGUAUGUUAAGGGACGGCACCCUGGUGUCGGGAGGCGGGAAGGACCGGAAGCUCAUUUCUUGGAACGGAAACUAUCAGAAACUUCACAAAACCGAGAUUCCAGAACAGUUUGGUCCGAUUCGGACGGUGGCCGAGGGGAAGGGCGACGUGAUCUUGAUCGGCACCACCAGGAACUUUGUCCUGCAGGGCACGCUGUCGGGGGACUUCUCGGCCAUCACUCAGGGUCACACUGACGAGCUCUGGGGACUGGCCAUCCACGCCUCCAAACCCCAGUUCCUGACGUGCGGGCACGACAGACACGCCACUCUCUGGGACGCCGUCGGCCACCGGCCCGUCUGGGACAAGAUCAUAGAGGAUCCAGCUCAGUCUUCUGGUUUUCAUCCUUCAGGGUCUGUGGUUGCAGUUGGAACACUGACUGGGAGGUGGUUUGUGUUUGACACGGAAACCAAAGACCUGGUCACCGUGCACACGGACGGGAACGAGCAGCUGUCCGUCAUGCGGUACUCGCCAGAUGGGAAUUUCUUGGCCAUAGGCUCCCAUGACAACUGUAUCUAUAUAUACGGAGUCAGUGACAACGGGAGGAAGUACACACGAGUCGGCAAAUGCUCGGGUCAUUCCAGCUUCAUCACGCACUUGGACUGGUCUGUAAACUCCCAGUUCCUCGUGUCAAACUCCGGAGACUACGAAAUCCUUUACUGGGUUCCCUCUGCAUGUAAGCAAGUCGUCAGCGUGGAAACCACACGGGACAUCGAGUGGGCUACGUACACCUGCACUCUGGGAUUCCACGUCUUUGGAGUGUGGCCAGAGGGCUCGGACGGGACAGACAUCAAUGCCGUCUGUCGGGCCCACGAGAAAAAAGUCCUGUCGACGGGCGAUGACUUCGGCAAAGUGCACCUCUUCUCUUACCCUUGUUCGCAGUUCCGGGCCCCCAGCCACGUGUACAGCGGGCACAGCAGCCACGUCACCAACGUCGACUUCCUCUGCGACGACAGCCACCUCAUCUCCACGGGCGGCAAGGACACCAGCAUCAUGCAGUGGCGGGUCAUCUAGUGCCGGCGGGGACGGCCCCAGGCGCAGGCUCGGCCGCCCGCUCACUGUGAUUUCAGUUGUUGGGAGUUCUCACACACCUCAGGAAAACCGCUCCCCGUACCGGUUACCUUAGCGUAGCGGCUCAGUGAGCGCCACGUCGGAUCAGCAGUUCAGGUUUCUCCGUCGUACAAUCUAUCACACACCCUUAAUGUAAAGAAAGAAGACAAAAAAAAAAGCCAAGGUUUACAGCACGGCGGCAUCAACAGGCUAACUGGUCUGUCCUUCCUACCUUUUCUAUGAACUCUUCGAAACGGUCACAGAAUGCCUUUUCAGAUCCUGUGCGUAGGCCGGCUCGGUCGCCGAGGAGCCUGCGAGGCCAGGUAUUUAUGAGAACGAGGUGCUGCAUCCCGAUCACUGUUGACUGAUCUUGGAGGGACUCUCGGAUUGAGUAGAGGGAAGAACCGGCUGCACAGCUGAGUCAGGAAACGCAGCUACGACUGUAUUUGGUUCCAUUGUCUACGGUUCCGUUCAGCUCUCCCUCUGGGAGGCGGGCGGGAAGGGGCUGAUGAACGGUUCAGCUGGGGAGACAGGCAUCUCGGAGUUGCAGCCAGACUGCCCACUGAGCCCCAUGCAGUCAGCCCUGACACCCUCGGGAAUGCCCGCCCCCCGUGGACCCCGUCCACCUGCCCCACGAGUGGAGACACGUGGUCACCUUCCUCUGUAUAUUAAUUGGCAUGAUACGGUAUUGUACGUGUAUAGGAUUUUAGCGACUCAAAAUAAAGACGUAAGGCUAGGCUUUACUAUUUUAUGCUUAUGGACACUGUAUAUUUGUAUUUUAAGACCAAGUAGACCAAGUCAAAGAGACACCACCGACCUGCAGCGGGGGGCCUGGGCGGCUCGGCGGGGUACCCCGGGCGGCUGUUCCCUGCCUUCUGGGCCUGGCCGGCUCGCCGGGCGACGGGAGGAGACUGCGUUCCGAUGGGAAAAACGCAGGCGCCGUCCGUUUGUCCAGAAGGCCUUAUCCCUUUCGAUGGCGAGGUAGACUGAAGUGUCUUGUUUACAUUGGGGAAUGUAUCUCAGAUUUUAAACUAGAGGAGUGAUAAGCAGACUUUAAACACAGAUGUUAAGGUGUUUACUUGUUCCAGGCAAGUAAAUGAGCUGAGCGGCCCGGCCCGGCCCCGGCUGUUCCGCCAGCCAAUGGGGCGCGGCCCUGCGAUGACGGACAGCUCGCGGCUGCCGCGCACAGGGCACCGUGAACGUGUGUUAAAGGUGAAUCUGUCUGUAUGUAUCCUUAUCAAAUAUAUUCUGUAAUGAAAUAAAGUCUGAAAAGUGGAUUUCUUAUUGACCUAUAAUUAUGAAAGUAUAUAAAUUAAAAUAUUUAAAAUUA